This is a messenger RNA of Arabidopsis arenosa, 694 nucleotides long. The record is from the annotation of a GenBank genome assembly. NCBI's taxonomy places the organism in Eukaryota, Viridiplantae, Streptophyta, Magnoliopsida, Brassicales, Brassicaceae.
CAACUAUUAACACCAAAAGAAGCAGAAAUGACAGAACUCAAAAGGAUAUGUAUUUCAUUCUCACUAACACUUUUACUCUUAGCAGUUGAAGGAGCCCUUAACGUAAACCAGAAAUGGUCUGGUGGAAGUCAUUUUGGUUACGAGGGCGGGUUCUGUUUUCCCGGUCUCUGCAUUGGAGGAUCUGGUGGUAGCAGAGUCCAUUAUGGCAGGGACCGUUACGGUGGCGGAAAUCAAUAUAGAGGUGGUAUUGGUUACAGAGAGACCAUGUACUGCAAACCGUUGACUUGUUAUGGUGGCUCAUGUGAUACACUCCAUUUACAUUUAGACAAAGGGUUGUAUGAAUCUCUCGUACGCAACACGAAGACAGCAAAACAAUCGUCGACUGUUGAUUACAACAUUCCAGAGACCUUGAAACACAAUGUCAUCAUCAACAGAAACUAUGAGUUCAAGAUGGUGAAAGAAGCUGCAAUGGCACCACAGUCUAACUAGCUAGCUAAAGAAGUUGAGUCUUUAUUGUAUAGUUUGUAUCAAUUAACAGCUUAUGAAUCUCAUCGGAAUGAGGUGUUAUCACAAGAUUAUAGUUAUAAUGUAGAAAAGGCAACUAAACUGGUAAUAUAUAUGUAUGCUCAAUAGCAACUGUAGUGAGUUUCUUCGUACAUAUUACUCGAAAUAUAAAUAAAGAGAAGCUUGAGUC